Messenger RNA from Enterobius vermicularis (human pinworm), 1206 nucleotides. Lineage: Eukaryota; Metazoa; Nematoda; Chromadorea; Rhabditida; Oxyuridae. The record is from the annotation of a GenBank genome assembly.
AUGAUAAGCACCUUGGGAAACGCAAAAAAUGAACCUAAAGGUGACUUUUUAUUGGUAAAUGGGAAAACUUUUGAAGUCGUCGGUACUUGGCCUGCACCGGACAGCGACAAACCACGGUUUAACUAUGAUUUUUGGUAUCAGCCUCGGCGUAACGUGAUGAUCAGUACAGAAUGGGGGUCACCAAAACAUAUAAAGGGUGGCCUCGAAGCCAGCCACGUCCUUAAAGGUGGUCACAAACAAACACACCUCCAAUUUCCUGAACAUUCUAUUACUUGUUAUCUCCACUCAAUGGUAGUGCCCGCUGCCCUGAAUGGACAGAGAUUCUGCACAACCAAACUGCACUACUCUACCCACCCUGCGAAUGUUUUAGAUUUCAAUGCCCAUGAUUUAGACCCCUCUGGCGAAGUUUAUAGCGUGAGUAAUUGGAAAAUGCCGCUUAAAAUACUAAUUUUAGACGGAAUAUAUGGAUCUGAUAUCCAUGUAUGGGACUGGGAGAAACAUUUAAUGAAGCAGACAAUCAAGCUGGGUUUUGCUGAUGGUGUUACACCGUUCGAAAUCCGAUUUUUGCAUAAUCCUGCAUCAACACAUGGAUUCGUCGGUUCAGCUUUUGGAUCAACCCUUUAUCACUUUUAUAUGCCAGAGGGUAGCGACAAAUUUAUGGCGGAACAGGUCGUUAAAAUUCCGGGGAAGAACUUGAAAGAUUGGAUGCUACCAAAAGUACCAGCACUUUUAUCAGAUAUUAUCAUAUCAAUGGAUGAUAAAUAUUUGUAUAUGUCCUGUUGGUUACAUGGAGAGGUGCGACAGUAUGAUAUUUCAAAGCCAAAUUCUCCAAAAUUGGUUGGACAGAUUUUUAUCGGUGGUUAUGGCCCUGCAAACCUGGAAGGCGAAGAUGAGACUUGCGGGAAUAGAAUACGUGAGUUGAAUGGCAAGGUAAUAGACGGAGGACCCCAAAUGUUGCAAUUAAGUCUUGACGGUAAACGCCUAUACGUGACCACAUCAUUGUUUAGUAUCUUUGACAAACAGUUUUACCCAAACCUACUCAAGACCGGUUCAAAAAUGCUUCAGAUAAACUGCAAUACAGAAUGUGGUGGACUCAUGUUGAAUGAAAAAUUCUUGGUCGAUUUUGGUGAAAUGGAUGAUGGCCCAUUUUUAGCGCAUGAGAUGAGAUAUCCGGGCGGCGACUGUACUUCGGAUAUCUGGUUGUGA